Hydra vulgaris (swiftwater hydra) is the source of this 1699-nucleotide messenger RNA. RefSeq lists its product as uncharacterized. NCBI's taxonomy places the organism in Eukaryota, Metazoa, Cnidaria, Hydrozoa, Anthoathecata, Hydridae. The record is from RefSeq and is a predicted model, not a curated record.
AUGGCUAAUAAAUUUCCCGCAAUUAUUAAAUUUGGUUAUUGUGAUUUUCGUGAAAGUCAUCAAGUAAAUGAAGACGAAGUUAAGUUCAAAACUCAUGCUAAGUGUAAUAUUUGUAAAGAGCCAAUAACUGAAACUAAAGGUACAACUUCUAGCUACACAAGACAUUAUAGUAAUGUUCACCCUGAAAAACACGCAGAGUAUGUGGCACAGAAACAUAUUAAUUUCAAUCGCAAACAAAUAAUUAUUGACACAUUCUUCACAAAACAGAAUAGUUCGUACGGAUCGAAACAUUCUGACCAAAUUAAAAUUACAGACUCCUUAGUUGCAAACCUUAUUGUUGGUUGCUCACUUCCAUUAUCUCUUGUCGAGAAUUCAAAUUUUCGGAAAUUUAUCUGCGAUAUGAAUAACAAGUACAUACUACCAUCACGAAGCCAUCUAACAUCUCAAUUAAUACCAGAGGCUGUUAAAGAAAAAAGAGAACUUAUUUCAAAACAAGUUCAGUCCAUUGGGCAUAUAGCAAUGACUGUUGAUAUAUGGACUGAUAGAAGGAUGCAUUCAUAUCUUGCUUGUACGGGACACUACUUUUCUGAUGGCAAGCUCCAAAAUUUUCUUUUGGCUUUUCGUCCAGUCAAAGGAAGGCAUAAUGGUCAAUUAAUUGCAGAUGAACUAAAUAAAAUCAUUGAGAAAAAUCGAAUCAGAACAAAGCUAGGAUGUGUUGUAACUGAUAACGCCUCAAAUAUGAAAAAAGCUUUUGAUGUGCUCAGUGAAUUACAGGCUAAUGAGAGUGAAGAUGAAUCUAGACAUAUUGUUAUAGUUGAUGACGAAGAAAUGUGGAAUGAUCUGCAUGAAGAAUUUCAACUCAUUGUGAAUGAAGCUAUCGAGCAACAUGCAACUGAAAGAUUGGCCUGCUAUGCGCAUUCUUUGCAGCUGUGUGUAAAAGGUGGACUAACUCAUCUGAAAACAGCUAACAGUUUGUUAGCUAAAUGCUCAAAGCUGGCAAAUUUAACACAUCAAAGUACGCUUUUCCGUGGAAAUUUUGAGUCAAAGUUUAGAAAAGGACGCUCUAUACCAAAAACCAAUGCUACAAGGUGGGACAGCAUGUUUGUUCAGCUUUAUCAGGUUUGUUCAGUAUUAUCAGUUUGGAUCCUGUAAAACUUUCGGAUUUGCUCAGAGGAGACCAUAGUAAUCUUAUUUUGACACAACGUGAGAUGGCAAUGUUGCGUGAGCUAGUAGAAAUUCUUCAGCCUUUUGCAGAGGCUACAGAUUUGUUACAGGGUGAUAGCUAUCCAACAAUAGGAUGCGUUGUGCCUUCAAUUGUUGGCCUGCAUAAGUGUCUUAACACACUCAGUUCAACUGUCAAGUAUCACAUUCCACUGGUUAACGGUUUGUUGAGCUCCUUGUGUGACAGAUUUGGUGGAUUGUUGCAGAAUGUCAAAAUUUUGCCAACAGGUGACAAAAUUAAGAAGAACCUAAAUUUUCUCCAAUGCUUUACCUAAUGGCCUCAGCCUUAGAUCCCAGUUAUUCGUUACUUUGGCUAGAGGAAGACCAUCCUGGACCAGAUGAUGUCAAAAGAUUUGUUCGUGAACAUAUUGCGACUCUUAUAACAGCAGAGGUUUCGGCCAUUAUAGUAAAGUCGCAAACCACUCAAGAUCUAUUGGCACCUUCUACUCAAAAUUUAUUUAUUAUUUUAUUUGACCCC